CACGGUCGAGACCCCCGCCGACCAGGUGACCGUCCCCCACCCUCAGCGCGUGGCCAUUCUCGGCUCCGGCAAUUGGGGUUCGGCCAUUUCGCGCAUCAUCGGCACCAACGCCAAGGCCUAUCCGCACCUCUUCGUGGAGGAGGUCCGCAUGUGGGUAUUCGAGGAGACCCUGGCUGAUGGAUCGCUUCUGACCAAGACCAUCAACGAGCGCCACGAGAACACGAAGUACCUCCCCGGCUACUCGAUCCCGGAGAAUGUAAUCGCCGAUCCGUGUCUCCGGUCGACGGUGGCCGACGCCGACCUCCUGGUCUUCGUCCUGCCGCACCAGUUCCUUCGCACCAUCAGCCGGCAGAUCACCGGCGUCCUGAAGCCCGGCGCGCGGGCCAUCUCCCUGAUCAAGGGCCUGGACACGCAGGGGAAUGACAUUCGCCUGAUCACCGAUGUCAUCCGGGAGACCUGCCUUCCGGCCCCGGCCUCCCCCGGGGCCGAGGUGGUCCCCAUGUCGGUGUCCGCCCUGUCUGGGGCAAAUGUCGCGCACGAGGUGGCUGCCGGGCAGUUCUGCGAGACCACCAUCGGCUACCACCAUACCACCUCCCUGAGUGAGGCCCUCGUGUGGAAGGCCCUCUUCAACACCCCGGUCUUCCGGGUGUCCUGUGUGCCGGACCUGGCCGGUGUGGAGCUCUGUGGCGCCUUGAAGAAUGUCGUGGCCCUGGCGGCCGGCUUCUCGGAUGGCAUGAACCAGGGCGGCAACACCAAGGCCGCCGUCAUGCGCAUUGGCCUGUUGGAAAUCCGCGACUUUGCGGCCCGCUUCUACCGCGGCAUUCGCCAUGAGACCUUCUUCGAGAGCUGCGGCAUGGCCGAUCUCAUCACCUCCUGUGUGGGUGGUCGCAACUGGAAGGUGGCCCGCGAGCAUGCCGCCACUGGCCAGGACCUCGCCAGCCUCGAGCAGACCAUGCUCAAUGGCCAGAAGCUCCAGGGCAUCCUGACCGCCGAGGAGGUGUACAACUUCCUCUCGGCCCGUGGCCUCCUGCACAGCUAUCCCCUUUUCACCGCCGUGCACCGGAUUUGCAUUGGCGAGAUCAAGGCCUCCGACAUGCUGAAGCACAUCUGAGAGGCACACCCUAAGCCCUGUCAUCCGGUGGGCGGUGUGAGCUACGAGAGAAGGACAUGCCCGUCCAAGCGUGCCCUCCUCACUCGCCCAUCUGUUCCUUCUUGCGCCCCCCUGUGCUGACUUGCGUGCGUGUGUGUAUGUGUCUGUGUGCCCAUGCCGGCGCACUCGGACGCACCUGCACACACGCGCACACACAAAUGCCAUAAAGAUAUCCCCCUGUCCUUGAGCCGCCCGUGCGCGCGCACACGCACGCCCGGUGCAUGGUGAGCAGCAUCAUACCUACCCGCGGUUGCCGCGUCCUCCUCUUCUAUCCUUCUCUCCCUCUGCCUGUUCCAGCACCAGACAGCCGGGUAAUGUGCAUGUGCAUGUGUAUACGGCACCCCCGCCCAUAUUUGUGUUUCACACGCACACGCCCACGCACGCGCACACACAAAUCACCGUUCCUCUGACAACCUCCGCCGCGAGGGCAAGGGAGAUGCGGAACCCCCUCUCCCCCUCCACCCGAUGAUAAUAUAUAGAGCAUAAUAUCCCUUCUUCUCCUGUCUCGCAUGUGUGCUCAUCAGCUGCCGAUACACGGACACACACAAGCACACCAGCACACAAUCAUACA
Messenger RNA from Fonticula alba, 1721 nucleotides. Its product is annotated as glycerol-3-phosphate dehydrogenase (NAD+). NCBI's taxonomy places the organism in Eukaryota, Rotosphaerida, Fonticulaceae. Gene Ontology annotation, biological process: glycerol-3-phosphate catabolic process; carbohydrate metabolic process. The transcript is spliced from 5 exons. Gene Ontology annotation, molecular function: protein homodimerization activity; NAD binding; glycerol-3-phosphate dehydrogenase [NAD(P)+] activity. Gene Ontology annotation, cellular component: glycerol-3-phosphate dehydrogenase (FAD) complex; nucleus; cytosol. The record is from RefSeq and is a predicted model, not a curated record. The coding region runs from base 149 to 1111 and encodes 320 amino acids.